This is a messenger RNA of Pteronotus mesoamericanus, 1656 nucleotides long. RefSeq names its product MAP/microtubule affinity-regulating kinase 4-like. The coding region runs from base 1 to 1656 and encodes 551 amino acids. Gene Ontology annotation, biological process: microtubule cytoskeleton organization; protein phosphorylation; intracellular signal transduction. Gene Ontology annotation, cellular component: cytoplasm. The record is from RefSeq and is a predicted model, not a curated record. Gene Ontology annotation, molecular function: ATP binding; protein serine/threonine kinase activity; tau-protein kinase activity. The transcript has a single exon. Lineage: Eukaryota; Metazoa; Chordata; Mammalia; Chiroptera; Mormoopidae.
AUGACUAAUGUACUUGAAGCCAUCGCCCGCCUUAAGGAGCGCUUUAUUGGCAACUAUGUGUUCCUGCGCACCAUCGGCAAAGGGUCCUUUGCCAAGGUGCGGUUGGCCCGCCACAGGUUGACGGGUAGGGAGGUGGCCAUCAAAGGCAUUAGCCAUCGUGACAUAAGUAGAUACUUUGAUGAAACACGUAGCCUCAAGCGUCUAAAUCACCCCAACAUAGUAAAAUUAUUUGAGGUGAUUGCCACUCAGGAGUACGUUUACAUUGUCAUGGAGCACGUGAGCGGAGGGGACCUAAGGGAACACCUGCACCGCCACGGCCGCAUGAGCGAGGGGCAAGCCCGAGCCAUCUUCCGUCAGGUCGUAUCCGCGAUGCAGUAUUGCCACCAGCAGGGAGUCGUCCACCGGGACCUGAAACCAGAUAACAUCCUCAUCGAUGGUGAGGGGAACAUCAGAGUGGCCGACUUCGGCUUUGCGAGGGUGUUCACUAACUACGAGUUGAGUACCUACUGUGGCACCAUAUCUUACAUGGCCCCAGAAAUCUUGAGGAGUGAAAUCUAUGACGGCCCGAAGGCGGACGUCUGGAGCCUGGGGGUGGUGUUGUACAGAAUGUUGGUGGGGGAGUUUCCGUUUGAGGGGGGCUCUUACGGGAAAACUGUGCAAGCAAUACUAAGGGGGAAUGUCAGUCUGCCGGACUUUCUUUCGGAAGAAAGUAAAAGCCUAUUGAAAAUGUUAUUUACCCUCGACCCCAUGAGAAGGCCAACCCUAAGCGAUGUGAUGAGCGACCCAUGGAUAAACAUGGGACAAGAACAGGAGCUGAGGCCGUACAGUGAGCCACCUGGGGGUGACAUUGACCCCCAGGUGGCAGCGAUAAUGGAGGGCCUAGGCUUUAAGGAGGAGGAGAUAAAGAACUCCCUCUCCAAAAAAUACUACGACAGUGUAAUGGGUACUUACCUAAUCUUGAAGACAGUGAAAGACACGAGGAAGGUCCUCACCAUCCGGGUGAGGCCCUACUCCCCCCCUGAGUCCGACAGCGGGACGGAGACAGAGGAGGCUGUCAUUUCCUCCAGCCGCCUGGGGUCGCUAACGAGCACUCCCUCGAGCGCCGAAAAGCAGCUUCCGGCCCCCCCACCCAGCCCAGCGUCCGGCCGCAGCGCGUCCCUAGCCAGACGGGAGUUGAGGACGGCCACCCCCUCCGCAGAGGGAACCACCGCUGACUCCAGCCUCCAGCAGCCUGACGGGGAGACCACCACCUCCGCAGAGGGAACCACCGCUGACUCCAGCCUCCAGCAGCCUGACGGGGGGACCACCCCCUCCGCAGAGGGAACCACCGCUGACUCCAGCCUCCAGCAGCCUGACGGGGGUACCCCAGGCCUCCAGCAACCUGACGGGGGGACCCCAGGCCUCCAGCAGCCUGACGGGGAGACCCCAGGCCUCCAGCAGCCUGACAGGGAGACCCCAGGCCUCCAGCAGCCUGACGGGGGGACCCCAGGCCUCCAGCAGCCUGACGGGGGGACCCCAGCCUCUCCCUCUGGCCACAGUCCGGGCUGGCAGCGGGUGGCUCGGCGAGCCUUCGGUUUUUGCCUCAACAUGUUCUGCUGCUGCGGGCCAGCCAGGAAGAAGCUGCGUCUCCGAAGGACGCAGGUGAAGCCGACGUGA